GUCAUGUAUUUUUGUUGCCUCAGAUGGGUGUAUGGAAGAUAUGCACAGGGUUGGGUUUCCCACAGCCACGUUACCGCCGUCAGCUAUAUCCUGCCAGCGAGGAACCGUUAACUAACUAUAUGGCGCUUCGUAAACUAUUCCGGCUGUCCUCGCUGUUGCGCUCCGCGGUGUCAUUGACACUGCGCAGGAAUUUCGGGCUGUCUGCUGUCCUCUUCAACCGAGCCAAGGACCUGGACCCUAUCCAGAAACUAUUCCUAGACAAGAUCCGCGACUACAGCACCAAGAGCAAGGCUGCAGCAGGUGGGAUUGUUGAUGCAGGCCCCUCUUACGAAAAGGGUGUCUCAGAGGAGAUCACCAAACUGCAGAGGUUAUACGGGACCGGUGACCUCACCAAAUUCCCUGACUUCAAAUUUACAGAGCCCCAGCUGCAGGAAGUGGCCAAGUGAACACUGGCCAUGACGACGUUGUCUCUGUCCUACAUGUCACCACUAUUCAUGUACUAUUUAAUAAAUGAAGUUGGAUUAAA
Messenger RNA from Oncorhynchus nerka (sockeye salmon), 526 nucleotides. RefSeq names its product ATP synthase peripheral stalk subunit F6 (gene atp5pf). Lineage: Eukaryota; Metazoa; Chordata; Actinopteri; Salmoniformes; Salmonidae. Gene Ontology annotation, molecular function: proton transmembrane transporter activity. Gene Ontology annotation, biological process: proton motive force-driven ATP synthesis. Bases 24 to 446 code for a protein of 140 amino acids. The transcript is spliced from 4 exons. The record is from RefSeq and is a predicted model, not a curated record.